GGAGUAGUGGAGGUACCCUCUAGAUUUUUUGCGACAUCGAUUUUUUUGUCGCCGCGACUAAAAAUCGUAAGUGGAGGACUAGCUUACCCAAUAUCGCCACCGAACACGAUAUCGCAUCCGCUGCUGGUAGACACAGCAUAAAAAUAAAAGAAGAUCUGAGAGAGAGGAGUGAAAAUUUGAGAUGUGAGGUUACGGUUACGUUACGUUAGGGUUAGGUUACAUUUGGUUAUGCUAUUUUGGUUACAGUUACAAAAAGUUACAUCGUUACCGUUACAUUUUUAUGUGUUUUACCGUUUGUUAUUGUUUUUUAAACUAUGAAUUCUUCAAAAAUUUAUUCCGUAUUCACCUAUAGAAAUUUAUUUUGGAAAAGAAAAAAGUCAUAUUUUGGAAAGUACAAUGUUGUUUCUCCUGGUAAUGUUUCUCCAAUGUUAACUGUUCCAGAAGAAAUAGAAAAACCUAGUUAUUCUUCAUCUGGAAAACCUGGACCUUCACCUGACUUUGCAGAAAUAAAAAAUGUACAUCAGAUACACAAGAUGAUGGAUUCAUGCAAGUUAGCUGCAGAUAUUUUAAAAAAAGUAGAAAAUAUUAUUAAGGUUGGAAUUAAAACUGAUGAAAUUGAUAUAUUUGUUUUUAACUCAUGCUUAGCAAAUAACGCUUAUCCCUCUCCUUUAAAUUACAAUAAUUUUCCAAAAUCUGUAUGCACAUCAAUCAAUAACGUAGCUUGUCAUGGAAUUCCAGAUGAUAGACCAUUAGAAGAUGGAGAUAUUAUUAAUGUUGACAUAACGGUGUAUUACAAUGGAUACCAUGGUGACUGUUCAAAGACAUUUUUAGUUGGUAAUGUUGAUGACGAAGGAAAACAGUUAGUGGAAGCAACAAAAGUCUGUUUAAAUGAAGCCAUUAGCAUAUGCAAACCAGGUACUUAUUUCCGUGAUAUAGGAUUCUGUAUUCAAGAAAAAGCCGAAAAACUUGGAUUCCAGAUUAUACCAUCAUUUAUUGGACAUGGCAUAGGAAGUUAUUUUCAUGGACCCCCGGAUAUAUAUCACAUGAAAAAUAAUUAUCCAGGACGAAUGGAAUCAGGCAUGACAUUUACAAUUGAGCCCAUAUUAACACAAGGUGAUCAAUACAUUGUAAUAUUAGAUGAUAACUGGACAGCAAUUACAGAAGACAAUGCACGUACGGCGCAAUUUGAACAUACAGUGGCAAUUACUGAUACCGGUGUGGAAAUAUUGACUAAGUAAUAAAAUGAAAAAGAGUUUAACAGUGUUAAGAGUUUAACAGUGCUUAAAGAUGUGCGAAUAACAUCUUCCAUUUAAGGAAAAAAUUUUGUAAUUGGUUUAUUAUAAUCAUUUUAAACUUUUAGAUUUACCAUAUCUAACGAUAAUCACGGUAAUCCUUGUGAAUUAAUAAAAUAUAAAUUGUUAUACCUAUUUGCUAAUAAAUAUGAGUGUGUCAUUUAA
Diabrotica virgifera virgifera (western corn rootworm) is the source of this 1457-nucleotide messenger RNA. Its product is annotated as methionine aminopeptidase 1D, mitochondrial. Gene Ontology annotation, molecular function: metalloaminopeptidase activity. Bases 315 to 1238 code for a protein of 307 amino acids. The transcript is spliced from 5 exons. The record is from RefSeq and is a predicted model, not a curated record. NCBI's taxonomy places the organism in Eukaryota, Metazoa, Arthropoda, Insecta, Coleoptera, Chrysomelidae. Gene Ontology annotation, biological process: proteolysis.